Molecule: messenger RNA, 2290 nt
Organism: Saccostrea echinata
Lineage: Eukaryota; Metazoa; Mollusca; Bivalvia; Ostreida; Ostreidae
Exons: 10
Coding region: 356-2290 (644 amino acids)
Biological process (GO): protein polyubiquitination; negative regulation of translation; proteasome-mediated ubiquitin-dependent protein catabolic process
Molecular function (GO): ubiquitin protein ligase activity; zinc ion binding; translation repressor activity
Source: RefSeq, a predicted model, not a curated record
UAUUGAUUCACGAGAGAAAUCAACAUUAUUGUGAAUACUACACGUAUGAAAUAGUGGGUAAACAAAAUUUCUCAGGAUGUGGUGUGCAGUUACAUGUCAUCAUUAAGAGGAUGAAGAAAUCAACUUUGUUACAGGACACAGAAACAAGAUGAACAGAAGUCAUGCAGUUUUUACCAGACACAAGAAUUUAAUAUGAUAGACUACAUUGUGAAUACUUGGACCCUGCUGUUCACAGGGACAUAAAUAGAAUUCUGUCCCCAGUGUAAAAACAAGAGAGAUCUCCCUGACUGAGGAAAUCAACACGGGAUUCUGUUAUAAAACCACAGGAUAAAGAUGAAAUAAAUGUCUGCUGUCAAUGAUGUAUAGAUUUGUGUUACAGAAAUCUGUCACAGUGCCAGGUGUUAGUUAUUGUAGUCACAUCUCCCGUGUAUCAUCAGACCGGGUCUGGAUCAGUGAUUGCUAUAACAAUCUCAUCUUGACAAACACAGCAGGGGAUAAACUACAUCACCUGACAGAUAUACGUAGUGGUUAUAGUGGAGGACACACUGUGAAUAAUGAUGGUGAUUUAAUUUAUAUAGACAGACAAGGUAACAUCAACAAACUGUCUACAGAGAACACCGUAAAGACUACAUUAAUAAAGUACAACACAGAACCAUGGGUACCACAGUGUGUCUACAGCUCCCCCUCCACUGGAGACCUGCUGGUCGGGAUGUAUAGAGAUGAUACAGAUACAGGCAAGGUAGUGCGGUAUAACUCCACAGGAGAACACAUCCAGACCAUACAGCACGACAACAACACAGGUCAGGUACUGUAUAGUAAACCUAUCUACAUCACAGAGAACCGCAAUGGAGAUGUUAUUGUGUCUGACUAUUACCGUGAUGCUGUAGUGGUGACAGAUCGGGGAGGAAGUCAUCGCUUCUCCUACAGAGGACCUCCAUCAGGAUCAGGACUAGAUCCACGUGGAAUCUGUACUGACGCGCUGUCACACAUCCUGGUGUGUGAUCUAUACACCAACUCAGUACAGAUGUUAGACAGGGACGGUCACUUCCUGUCACAGAUACUGACAUCACCACACGAGAUAGACAAACCACAGGGCCUGAGUUAUGAUGUUAACACACAACUACUGUGGGUAGGGUCAUACUACAACAACACAGUCAACAUAUACAGAGUGGUAGAUACACACUCUCUGACUGGCCUUCAUUGUGAGGACAUCAAAUGCAAAAAGCAUCCCAUAAGUUCCAUUGACCAGUUCUGUACCCCGUGUGGUGUUCCCUUGUGUGUGGAGUGUACCAGCUCUGAGGAUCACAGCAGACAUGAUCUUAGAAAUAUAGAGGACUUGUUUAAAAAGAUUCACAGGAUAGAAGGUGGAGAUGCAUUCUUGAUGUGCCUUCUUCUUUCCAGUUCUUACAAAAUAAACAUGAGAGAAGGAAACUGGAUAAACAAGUACAACGCUGUUGCCAAAGGUUUUCAGUCCAAGGAAAUCACGAAGCCAUUUACACUUGAAGACUUAGAAAAAUACAAACCAAUCGUGAAAUUCAAUGAAUCAGAGGUUAGGUUCUCUUCUGAUAUCUUCAAAGAUAUCAGUUUCCUCGAACUCUCAAAGAAUUCAGAAUUUGUGGAUAUCUUCCUGACUCUGGCAGAGAAAGGAAACAUAGCUGAGUACUGCAGGUCAUGGAUUUACCCUCCAAAAGAGAAUGAAGUCUUUUGCUGGUUAUUGCCACAACAAACGGAAGAAUUGAUAGAAAAACUUGGAGAGGAUAUUUUCAAACACCCAACAAUGCAGGACCCAUCAAUACAUGAUUUGGUGUUCAGCAAGGUUGGAAUACCAAUGCAGAUUAUUUUGAGGGGAGACAAAUCUGUGAUGAAUUUUAUCGAGAAUUUAAAGAAAGGGAAGACAACCAUGUACCAUGCCUCUGGAAUGAUAAUAGGGUGUGCUGGUAGUGGUAAAACAACAUUGUUAGAGAGACUGAAGGGUAUUGACCUCGAAGAAAUAAAGAAAAAUAUCAGUUCAACCAGGGGAGUCGAUAUCCACACGGAUGUUUUUGAUGUGACAGACAGCAUCCAAGUAAAUUCUUCACACCAGCAGCAACGCUUUAAGAUUAGUUUUGAGAAAACAAACCAACAGCUGAGUGAUCCUGAAAAUCCUGUGGAAGAAGCCAAUGAUGUGGAAAUUCCGGAUAUAGUGGAGCCAUUGGCUAGUAGAGGUUCUACUGCAGAGGCAUCAUAUCGUGGACAGAUGUCCCAUGAUGAAACCAACAUUCAAAAUAGUUACAAAAGACCUUUCAGAUGA